Messenger RNA from Sardina pilchardus (European sardine), 1568 nucleotides. RefSeq lists its product as uncharacterized. Bases 249 to 1568 code for a protein of 439 amino acids. Lineage: Eukaryota; Metazoa; Chordata; Actinopteri; Clupeiformes; Clupeidae. The transcript has 8 exons. The record is from RefSeq and is a predicted model, not a curated record.
CCCAGCGCUCUUCCCUCGUCAACUCCAUUCUGACCUGAGAGAGAACUACACAUUUUCUCCUUUUUUUUGCAAAAAAAGAGUACUUAAAGAGAGAGAGAGAGAGAGAGAAACAGAGAGAGAGACAGAGAGAGAGAGAGAGAGAGGAUAAUCCUGUAACUUCAAAGUUUCUGUUACUGAUUAUUUUUGACUUCGAUGAUGAUUUUUCUGAAGAAGUGAUCACCGGUAAAGGACUUUCGGUCGGAGGCAACAUGAAGAGAAUCCAGCCGUUCACGAUCAGCACCAAGCUGUCCAUCCCAGUCGAGUCCAAAUGUGCGGAGUGCGCGGAUAUCUACCAAGCGGCUCCCACCGCCACGGACAAGCUGAUAAACACUCAGAACCAGCUGACCAAAGACUGCAGUGACCCACAAUCUCCACACGCUUUGACCCAACAGGUAGACCCUGCGGCGGUCUCACCUGUCGAGGACUUUCCGGAGGACCAGACCUUGGAUUCACCUUCGUCAUCCUCCAGGUCCAUUAAAAAGAUUGCCAUCUGCGCCAGCGGUGAGACCCAGGAGGAGAAGCCCGACGCUGUGCCAAGGCAGAGCCAGGGUGGCAUCAACGCCGAUGGCAACAACAGCAUAAACAGUAACAAUGGCUCCACUCCAGACGUUCAGCCUGUUCAGGGGGAACGCGAGGACAUUUCCUCUCAGCUGAAGAACGAGCCAUGUCGAAGGCUUAAGGCACGAGACCUGAAGUGUUCCUGCGCUGUUCCGACUUGUACCGCACAGCACUCCGACGGGACCGCGCAGGCCCAGCAGUGGGAACUCAAGGACUUCGAGAACUCUCUCAUACAGCUCACAGCCAGUCUGGACUUCAGGGAGGAAGAUCCACAGGAGAAGCACGAGCUGCGGGACUUCAGCUCAGAGAAGCUGCAGGAGUCGGAGGACAUGGAUGACCACGACAGACCGUGGCUGAGGCUUCACACUCUGUUGAAGAACUACCAGAAGGACCUGAUGCUGGCGCUGGAUGUGUCCAAUUUUUACCAGCAAGCAGACAACCUGAUCAAGACCAUCAACAGCAAGAGACGAAGUGUAUCACUUCCAAACAAUCAGGGAAGGUGUGUUGACACAGAAAUUGGCGAGAUCGCCUCUCAAAUCAGAAUGCUGAGUGAGACGGCGUCGCGGCUCGCUGACCUCCACCCAACGUUGGCCAGCAGGGUCACGCGUAAGCAGGCGGAGGUCAAGCACAGCUGGGCCCGCCUCCAGGACACCCUCAGGAACCAGAGAGCCGAGGAUCCUCAGGUUCCGCCGCAGUACUCGGCCAAUGAGAAGCUGUGCGGCGCCGGCAGCACCGCCACAGUCACAGCCGCCCCGAGCUCCCCGGAACCCGAGGUGCUCGGCAUCAUGGGAAAGGACAUCAAAGAGGAGCAGAACCGCCUGAAAGGAGUCGAGGACACGCUUGACUUGUGGGACAGAGGGAGGUUAAUGCUGAUGACAGACACGGUUCCUGAAAGCAGCACCAGAGCACAAGACGCCGCCACUGAGCAUGUGGAGGAGGAGGAGGAGGAGGAGGAGGAGGAAGAGCGGUGA